UUAAAUGCAGUGGAGGAGGGUGCGGCGGAGGCACGGAGUAGAUGGCAGGCACACGGACCCUGGAGCGGAGCUUGCUGUGGUGCUCGGCGCUGCUCACCUGCAUGCUGGUCUCUUCCAACCUGCUGCUCGCCGCCUACUUCCGCAGGGUCGGUCUGCAGUGCCUCCGCUUCCCACCGCCACGGCCCACAAACUGCAGUCAUGAGUCGCCCGGGAGCCCAGCCCAGGUCACAGAGACGCAAGGUGGAGACCUCGUCAGAAAACCGGCCGCUCAUCUCACAGGUUCAUCGGGCGGAAACGUGAGUGAGGAGCACACGCCCCUCUGGCUCCUGCAGUGGGACUUCGGGACGGGGAUGGCGUACACCAACAUGGUCUACGCCGACGGGCACCUGCACAUCCCCCGCCGCGGCCUCUACUACGUCUACUCGCAGGUGGCCUUCUAUCUGGCUUCUUGUCAGGAGCAGGGGUCCUGGGGAGGAGGAGGGGGUGGGGUGCUGGCCCACAACGUCUACAGGCGGAGCGAGGCGUACCCGGAGCCCCUCGCCCUGCUCACCGCCACCAAGUCGGCCUGCGGCAGUGGCCAGGGGGACUGGCACGCCACCAUCAGCCAGGGCGGCCUCUUCUACCUGCACCGCAGGGACCGGCUCUUCGUCACCGUCAACAGGCCGGCUACCGUGGAGCACCGGGAGCAGAAGACUUUCUUCGGGGCCUUCAUGGUGUGAACACUUGGUGGGGUUGAUUGAGGGGUGGGGGUGGAGGGGGACAUCCAAGGCUGCUCGCUUCUUCCCUACUCCUGGGAGGCAAGGGGACAGGGAGCAGAUCGCGUGCGAGGUGGAGUAUGGCAGGGAAACCCUUCAGUCCGUCUAGCCUGUGCAAGCACCCCGUAACACCAUAAGAUGUAGGAGCAGAAUCGGGCCCCUUCAGGAUGGUGGGGGCGGGGGGGGGGGUGCGGUGCGGUUGCCUAGGGUUCCGGCCAGUCUGCCUGCCUGCCCAUCUUCCGGGCUUACGUCCGCGCCCGGGUGUCCUUGGAGAGGGAACGCGCUGUAUCCGCGGGCGCCCAGGGUGAAGUUCGCAAUCAGUGAGACCCCCCAGGGGAUUGCGUGUGCCAUGGACGGUGUUAAUGGUAUUCUCACCUGGAGUGGUGCGUUUUGCGGUGGUUUAGUUCGCGUUACCUGCUGUCGUUGUGUGUCUGCGUAGUUCUUUCUUGUGUAAGUUGCUGUGGUUUUCACACUGGAUGUCAUUUUGUCAUAUUUUUAGUGAAUAAACUUUACGUUCGUAUAUAUAACAAAAAAUUGGGCCCUUCAGCCCAUCUGGUUUGG
Messenger RNA from Pristis pectinata (smalltooth sawfish), 1316 nucleotides. RefSeq names its product lymphotoxin-alpha-like. Gene Ontology annotation, cellular component: membrane. Bases 42 to 719 code for a protein of 225 amino acids. Lineage: Eukaryota; Metazoa; Chordata; Chondrichthyes; Rhinopristiformes; Pristidae. Gene Ontology annotation, molecular function: tumor necrosis factor receptor binding. The transcript is spliced from 4 exons. The record is from RefSeq and is a predicted model, not a curated record. Gene Ontology annotation, biological process: immune response.